This is a messenger RNA of Carica papaya (papaya), 770 nucleotides long. Its product is annotated as Calcium-binding EF-hand family protein. The record is from RefSeq and is a predicted model, not a curated record. Gene Ontology annotation, molecular function: calcium ion binding. Lineage: Eukaryota; Viridiplantae; Streptophyta; Magnoliopsida; Brassicales; Caricaceae.
ACCCAAGAAUCUUGAUGGGUUCUUUUCGUUUUAAGCUAAAAUAUUAAACAAAUUUGUCACGCUAGCAUGGCCGUAUAAUUCCUAUAAAAGAAAAGAAGUGAACCUUUCCAGGCUAAUAAAUGCUCUUAACGUUAACCAUAUCAAUCAACCUCACUAGCUACCAUUGUCAAGUCAUGUGUGUAUGUAUAUGUAUAUAAAGUCACGUUGCGCCUUGACAAAUACCAUUCAGACAUUGGAUAAAAUUAAAAGCUACUUUCGCUGCCAAACAUUAUGGAAAGUGACGGACUUGGCACAACAACAACUACGACAGAGUGCGAGUAUGAGGACCUGUUGCCGGUGAUGGCAGAGAAGCUGGACGUGGAGGCUUUUAUGUCAGAGUUAUGCGGUGGGUUUCGGCUGCUUGCAGACCCGGAGAAAGGGCUGAUCACGCCGGAGAGUCUGAAGAGAAACUCAGCGUUUUUGGGGAUGGAAAAAAUGAGCAAGGAAGACUCAGCGGCGAUGGUGAGAGAAGGUGAUCUUGAUGGAGACGGUGCACUGAAUGAGAAAGAAUUCUGCAUCUUGAUGGUUAAGCUUAGUCCAGGAAUGAUGGAAGAUGCCGAGAUCUGGCUCCAGAAGGCACUGGAUCAAGAGCUCAGAAAAUCGUCAGCUUGAGUAUUAAUCAUGUUUGUAUUUUGAGAUUUGUACGAUAAAUGUUAUUCCGUUUAAGCAAGUUAUUGUAUGCCAAACAUCUUAAUAUGAAUGAAUGAAAAUCCAUAUCAUGUUCCCAACAC